This is a messenger RNA of Aureobasidium subglaciale EXF-2481, 1961 nucleotides long. RefSeq lists its product as uncharacterized. Lineage: Eukaryota; Fungi; Ascomycota; Dothideomycetes; Dothideales; Saccotheciaceae. The record is from RefSeq and is a predicted model, not a curated record. The transcript has 3 exons. Gene Ontology annotation, cellular component: vacuolar membrane. Gene Ontology annotation, molecular function: amino acid transmembrane transporter activity. Gene Ontology annotation, biological process: amino acid transmembrane transport. The coding region runs from base 371 to 1726 and encodes 451 amino acids.
CUCAAUCUCCGCUCUUUCGGUCUUUUGAUCAUCCGUCUCUUUCUCAUGCGAACGACAUCAUCCCACGUUCAAGUUUUACUCUGGCACAGGCAUCUCCAUCACUUUUUCUGUAUCGCACGGGAAAGGAUUUAACCACACACUCACCUCCGCGUCUUCCUCUUUCGGCCCGUGAAACCUUAUCUCGUACCUUUUUCCAUCCGACCUAUUUUUUUCUUGGAUACGUCACAAGCAGCCGAAAGACAAGUAUAAGGAGAAAAGCUUGUAGACCAAUAAUUUCGACCAACUUUUUGGCAUAUUUCAUCGCGUCAAAACUGACCUUUGCCCUCCUGGCUUCUGCUUUUCAUGUCUCCACGAGUCGUGUGCAGCAAUUAUGGCGGGAAAACAUGAGCACAGUCGACAUGCUGACACAACGGCUUUUACGGAUUAUGGAGAAGGCGAGGUUGCUGGUGGUGUGAAUGAUGUGUUUGGGGAAGAGGAACAUCAUCAGAUCAAAUACAAAACUCUCUCCUGGCCCCUCGUCUCCAUCCUCAUGAUAGCAGAGAUCGUCAGCAACGGUAUGCUCUCUCUCCCCUCCAGUCUCGCAACCAUCGGCCUCGUCCCUGGUCUCGUCGUUAUAAUUUUCCUCGGCAUUUUCGCCACCUACACUUCCUGGCUUCUCGUCAAAUUCAAGCUUCGUCAUCCUCAAGUACACAAUAUGGGUGAUGCAGGCCAUAUCCUCGCUGGUAGAGUGGGCAAAGAAGUGCUUGGUGCUGGAACGGUCAUUUUUGCGGUUUUUGCUACGGGAGGACAGUUGCUUGCUGGUCAGAUUGCGUUGAGCAGUUUGAGUGGGGAGAGGUUGUGUCCUGUGUUGGGGGCGGUGGUGUUUGCGGUGCCGACUCUGGUUGGCAGUUUUCCGCGUACGUUGGAGAGGUUGGGGUGGUUAAGUGUGCCUAGUGUGGUGUGCAUUGCUGUUGCAGGUAUCGUGGGGAUGGUAGGUGCUGGAUUGGAACCAGAGGAGGGAAGACGUGUAAGAGUUGUUGAAAGCCCGAGUUUCUAUACUGCGUUUAGCAGUGUGACGAAUCCCGUUUUUGCCUACGCUGGACACUUCAUGUUCUUCAUCCUCAUGUCCGAAAUGAAAACCCCCACCGACGCAAUGAAAGCAGCCUACACACUCCAAACCUUUGCAACAACCUACUACGCCAUCUUCGCCGCAAUAACCUACAUCUACAUUGGCUCCACCGUAACCUCACCCUCCUUUUCCUCUCUACCCUCUACCUACCAAAAAGCAGCCUAUGCAAUCGCAAUCCCAAAUUUUCUCAUCGCAGGCUGUUUGUACGCACACACGGCUGCUAAAUUGGUGUUUGUACGAUUGUUUCGGGGCACGAAGCAUAUGCACUCUCAUACCUAUCUUGGCUGGACUACUUGGAUGUUGCUUGUGGUGGUUAUGAAUGUUUUGGCUUUUGUGCUUGCGGUUGGGGUGCCGGUGUUUAAUUAUUUGAUUGGACUCGCGGCGAGUCUGUUUGCGGCGUGGUAUACAUAUGGUAUCGCGGGUUGCUUUUGGCUGCAUGAUGUUUACCACGAUCAUGGUGGUGUUCGAGGGUGGAAGGCGAGAUCUUUUCAGGCUGCGUUGGCGGUCGCGACGUUCUUUGCUGGGGGCUUUGUUUGUGUUGCUGGGUUGUAUGUUAACAUUCGAGGGAUCAUUGAGGCGUAUCAGAGUGGUGAGGUUAGCAGACCUUUCAGUUGUUAGAUCUUGCAAUCUCGAACCCGUCUUGAUUUAAAGUCAGGACUGGUCGGAGCGGCCUUAGAAGUAGCUUGUGACUCUGCAUCCGGUAGCUUGCUCGGGACACACUCAACGAAGUUGCUGAUCAUGGACACAACUUGUCUCUCAGAGUAAGGUCGAUACUGAUGCCAGAAGACAUGGAGCCUAGACGGAAGAGGAAGUAGGGGGGUAGAUACGUGACUUCCAUAGCACUCUCACAGUC